GAAUUAGGAUUAUCGUGUUGAAGAAGUUCACGGCAACAGACAGGAGACAGGUGACCUAAUUACCCCUGCACAAACCCUAACCCUUCGUCCCAACGUCAAACCCUUGACAAAAAUCCUAUCAUUUCUUCACCCCCAAUCCAAAAACUACAAUGGAAGGUCCGAUCAACGGGGGAAUGUUGUACCACGAGGUACAAGAAUCAAAACUAUGCGCCGUUCAUUGCGUAAACACGGUGUUGCAGGGCCCUUUCUUCUCCGAGUUCGAUUUGGCCGCCCUCGCUUCCGAUCUUGACCGGAGAGAGCAUCAGAUGAUGCUUGAAGGCUCCGCCGCUGCUGCCGGAGAUGCUUUCUUGACGGAGGAAUCGUUUAAUGUGUCCAUGGAUGGUGAUUUCAGUAUCCAGGUGUUACAAAAGGCAUUAGAGGUGUGGGACCUACAGGUGAUUCCACUCCACAGUCCGGUAGCCGAACCAGCGCAGGUGGACCCGGAACUUGAAAACGCUUUCAUAUGCCAUUUGCAAGACCAUUGGUUCUGCAUCAGAAAAGUCAAUGGUGAAUGGUACAACUUCGACAGUUUAUACGCAGCCCCCGAACAUCUAUCAAAGUUCUAUCUUUCCGCAUAUCUCGACACGUUAAAAGGUUUCGGGUGGAGCAUCUUUUUGGUCCGGGGUAACUUCCCAAAAGAGUGCCCGAUGACAUCUGGUGAAACUACUAAUGGUUUCGGUCAGUGGCUGCUGCCCGAAGACGCUGAACGUAUAAUCAAGUCGUGUAAUUCCGGGCAGCGGCAGCAACACCAUCAACAGCAGCAGUUGCAGCCGCCUAGAACUCCGCCAAUGGAAGAAGAUGAUGAUCUAAAUGCUGCCAUUGCCGCUAGUUUGAGAGACACCGCUGGUGAAGCUGGGACUUCUGGGAAUGAUCAUGAUGAUGAUCUGGAGGCCGCGAUAGCCGCUAGCUUGAAGGAUUCUUCACCGGCGGUGGUAAACAAAGAAAAUGAUGCGGUAACUGCACCAGCGGCAGUAGCCACCUUGACUGAUACCACACCGCCAGCGACUCCUGUUACUGGGGGUGAAGACGAAAAUGAAAGUAAGAAGAGUGGGUUGCAAGAUAAGUGACUCGGUGAACAUGCGAACUACAUGUACUUUGUUUUGUUGAAAAGAAACCCUCUGCUUUGUUGUAAUGACUUGUCAAUUUGUUUUACUUUUAUUUCAUGGAUUUCUAAACUGUGAACAAUUUGGGUUAACAAAAUAAGACAAAUUUUAUGGCAAGCAAA
Helianthus annuus (common sunflower) is the source of this 1264-nucleotide messenger RNA. RefSeq names its product ataxin-3 homolog. Lineage: Eukaryota; Viridiplantae; Streptophyta; Magnoliopsida; Asterales; Asteraceae. Gene Ontology annotation, molecular function: cysteine-type deubiquitinase activity. Bases 150 to 1106 code for a protein of 318 amino acids. Gene Ontology annotation, biological process: protein deubiquitination. The record is from RefSeq and is a predicted model, not a curated record. Gene Ontology annotation, cellular component: nucleus. The transcript is spliced from 2 exons.